AUGGUAGAAAUUAUUAUGUUUAGAUAUCUUCUUCAUCAUCCUCAAGAAAAUGAUGAAUCUGGAAGUGCAAAAUUGAGUCCACCGUUGAAAAAAAGAUUUUUGGAAUUCGAUUUGGAAAAGCUUCCUGGUUUAAGGCCAAAAAUUUCGGAUUAUCACCCAAGUGAUAGAAAUGAAAUUAGAAGAUAUUAUUUACAAAAAGGUCCUUGUCAACCAAAAGAGAUUAAUUUUCCGCAAAGAAAAUUUGGAGAUACUUUUCGUAAGUUCAACCUGAAUUGGUAUUUAAAAUAUGGUAAUUGGUUAGAAUAUAGUCAAAAGGAGGAUACCGCGUAUUGCUUGUGUUGCUAUCUUAUGGGAUCACAUGUUGGAGAGCAUAAAGGUUGUGGUGAUGCCUUCAUAACAAAAGGUUUUACAAAUUGGAAAAAAAGUGAAAGAUUUCGAGUUCAUCUUGGAGAUACAAAUAGCUCUCAUAAUCAAGCAUGGAAAAAUUGUCAAGCUCUAAUGAAACAAAAGCAACAUAUUGAAGGUGUCUUAUGUAAACAAUCCAAUCAAGCUAAAGAGGAUUAUCAAAUUCAUUUAACGGGUAUAAUUGAUUGCAUUCGAUUUUUAUUAGCUCAAGGUUUAGCUUUCCGUGGUAACGAUGAGUCCAUAUCAUCAAGAAAUAAAGGAAAUUUUAUGGAACUUAUGGAUUUUCUUAUCGACCAUAAUGAAGCCAUUUAUAAAGUUUGGAAUAAUUGUCGGGGAAAACUUAAGUUAACAUCUCCUAAAAUUCAAAAGGAUGUUGUUAAAGCUGCUGCGAGUGCCACCAUUCAAAUUAUUCUUGAUGAUGUUGGAGAUAAUUUAUUUUCUAUUUUAAUUGAUGAAUCUCGAGGUGUCUCAGUUAAGGAGCAAAUGGUUGUGGCUUUACGCUAUGUGAAUAAGAAAGGGCAUGUUGUUGAGCGUUUUCUUGGUGUUGUUCAUGUUGCUAAUACUAGUGCUCUAACACUAAAAUCAGCUUUGGAGUCAUCAUUUGCGAAAUAUGGCUUAAGUUUGUCAAGGAUACAUGGAAAACACUAUGAUGGAGCAAGUAACAUAAUGCAAGGGGAAUACAAUGGUCUCAAAAGCUUGAUAUUGAAAGAUAAUUGCUCAGCAUUUUUUAUUCAUUGUUUUGCCCAUCAACUCCAAUUAGCUCUUAUGACAUUAGCAAAAAAACAUUUUGAAAUCGCAUUAUUUUUUAAUUUGGUUGCUAAUUUGUCUAAUGUUGUUGGAGCAUCAUGUAAGCGUCGAGAUAUUCUUCGUGAAAGUCAAAUUAAAAAGGUGAAGGAAGCAUUACAAGAAGGGGAAAUCUCUAGUGGGCGUGGCUUGAAUCAAGAAACUACAAUUAAGAAGGCGUGA
This is a messenger RNA of Vicia villosa (hairy vetch), 1371 nucleotides long. RefSeq lists its product as uncharacterized. Lineage: Eukaryota; Viridiplantae; Streptophyta; Magnoliopsida; Fabales; Fabaceae. The record is from RefSeq and is a predicted model, not a curated record.